Molecule: messenger RNA, 1131 nt
Organism: Fukomys damarensis (Damara mole-rat)
Lineage: Eukaryota; Metazoa; Chordata; Mammalia; Rodentia; Bathyergidae
Product: vomeronasal type-2 receptor 116-like
Biological process (GO): G protein-coupled receptor signaling pathway
Cellular component (GO): membrane
Molecular function (GO): G protein-coupled receptor activity
Source: RefSeq, a predicted model, not a curated record
AUGUCGCAAAAGAUUGUCAGCAGCUGCCAGAACUCUCCUACGGUGAAGCGCUCCGCUCACCUCGUUCCCUCCAGGGAAGGACUGCUGCGCUGGUCGCAAAUUGCUGUACUGCACAGACCCUUAGAACCUGUGAUCCGAAUCUCAGAUUUCAACCCUGGGUUUAGCGUCGUCCUCCUGGGACUUUCCCGGCUGUGCCAGAAAGGGUGUUUCAUUGACCCUCUGCGCGUGCGCCGAACGUACACGGGGCAGUGUGUGAAGUGUCCAGAUCACCCGUAUGUCAGCAUUCAGAGAAAUCGCUACCCUCAGAACAGUAUGACUCUUUUGGCUUAUGGAGACCCUUUGGGAAAUGUGCUGGCUGGCACAGCCCUCAAUUUGAUCGUUCUUACUAUUGCUGUUCUUGGGCUCCUUGUGAAGCACCAAGACACUCCCAUCCUCAAAGCGAACAACGCCGCAGCUCUCAGCUACACCCUGCUCAUCUCCCUCACCUUCUGUUUCCUCUGCUCCUUGCUCUUCAUUGGCCGGCCCAACACAGCCACCUGCAUCCUCAGGCAGACCACAUUUGGAGUUGUGUUCACUGUGGCUGUUUCCACCGUCCUGGCCAAAACGAUCACUGUGGUGCUGGCCUUUAAGGUCACUGCUCCAGGCAGGAGGAUGAGGCAGUGGCUGGUGUCAGGGGCACCUAACUCCAUCAUCCCCAUCUGCUCCCUGAUCCAACUCACUCUCUGUGGAGUCUAUGGGACGAAUUCACCCUUUGCAGACACAGAUGCACACUCGGAACAUGGCCACAUCAUCAUUGUGUGCAACAAGGGCUCCCUCACUGCCUUCUACUGUGUCCUGGGAUACCUGGGCUCCCUGGCCCUGCUGAGCUUCACCGUGGCUUUCCUGGCCAGGAACCUGCCCGACACCUUCAAUGAAGCCAAGUUCCUGACCUUCAGCAUGCUGGUGUUCUGCAGUGUGUGGGUCACCUUCCUCCCCGUGUACCACAGCACCAAGGGGAAGGUCAUGGUGGCCGUGGAGGUCUUCUCCAUCUUGGCCUCCAGUGCAGGGCUGCUGGGGUGCAUCUUUGCACCCAAGUGCUACGUUAUUACCCUAAAACCUAAGAAGAACUCUGUGACAGAUUUAAAGAACUAG